Molecule: messenger RNA, 1260 nt
Organism: Eimeria tenella
Lineage: Eukaryota; Apicomplexa; Conoidasida; Eucoccidiorida; Eimeriidae
Product: isoprenylcysteine carboxylmethyltransferase, putative
Exons: 3
Coding region: 1-1260 (419 amino acids)
Biological process (GO): C-terminal protein methylation
Cellular component (GO): endoplasmic reticulum; membrane
Molecular function (GO): protein C-terminal S-isoprenylcysteine carboxyl O-methyltransferase activity
Source: RefSeq, a predicted model, not a curated record
AUGGUUCGUCUGGGGUCAUUUGUUGCCGGGGCUCUCUGUGGUUUGCUGCUGCUGCUGCUCGAGCAGCAGCAGCAGCAGCAGCAGCUUCUGCUGCAGCAGCUGCCAGGCCAGGAACAGCAGCAGGGCGAAGGAUACCUCAUCCGGCAGAAUGUGUCUCGGGGAUUUUGGCUCAUCAUGUUUGCUGGCGUUCUAGUGCGGAAGCAGCCAAACAGCAGCAGCAGCAGCAGCAGCAGCAGCAAGAGGUCCUCUACAGCGGACAUGGGGUACCAGUGCGUGGCUUUGUUUGUGGGGGGUUGCUGCUUUUUGUUUUUCCCGCUGCUGCUGCUGCAGUGCCGGGUGUCCUGCGCAGCAGCAGCAGAAGGCUUGUUUAUUUUGCUGCUGCUGCUGCACCACUACUCUGAAUACCUUUUUGUUGCUGCUUUUCACCCCCAGGAUUUGUGCUUCGAUUCUUUUCUUAUAAACAACAGUCCAGUGUAUGCAGCAGUGCUGCUGCUGGCGUUGCUGGAGCAGCAGCUGAAGCCUUCGGUUGCUGCUGCAGUGCUGAACAGCAGCAACGCGUUGCUGCUGCUGCAGCUGCUGCUGCACCAGCAGGUGCACCUGCCGCAGCUGCUGCUGCAGGUGCACACUUUCGCGUGGCACGCGUUGCUGCAGCGGCCGCUGCUCGCGAGCGACUUGGAUUUGCUGCUGCAGCAGCCGCAGCAGGCGCUGCUGCAGGCGCAGAAGUCGGGGGCCGCCGGGUCUCCCGCUGCAGCAGCAGCAGCAGCAGCAGCAGCAGCAGACCUCGCAGCGGACCCGCGCUCAGGCGUGCACUGGCAGCUCUGGGCGCUGUGGCUGCUCUGCGCUGUGGCUGCCUGCGGCUUUGCUGCUGCACUGCUGGGGCUGCUGCUGCGGGCUCUGGGCUUCUUAACUUUGAAGCAAAACUUCACUCACAAAAUUCGCAUGCAGAAGCAGCAGGGCCACCGGCUGUGCGUGGCUGGGGUGUACAGACACUGCCGCCACCCGGCCUACGCGGGGUGGUUCUGGUGGGCGGUGGGCUCCCAGGUGCUGCUGCUCAACGUGGUGUGUUGCUGUUUGUUCUUCGUUGUUUCAUUUGUUUUCUUUCGGGAGAGAAUUUUUUUCGAAGAGAAACAACUGGUGAAGAUGUUUGGCGAGGACUACGAGGUGUACAGACACCGCGUUAGAACCAUUGGCAUUCCUGGUCUUCAGUCUGCGCUUGAUGCGGCAGAGGAGGCGCAGCGACGCUCUUCGCCUUCUUCUUAG